AUGGCUCCCAACACCGCAGUGCAGAUUCCCGCGGCGAAGCUCCUCAGCAGCCGGAGCCAUGUCGUCCCCGGACAGCUGCUCGUCACGGAGCUCUUCUUCGAGGUGCCGCUCGAUUACGAGAACCCCUCCGCCGGCACCAUAACCCUGUUCGCCCGCCGCGCCAACAAGCGUGAGGUGCCCAUCUUUCCGCCCGACGUCGAGGGCGACGACAAGAAGCAGGAUGCCGCGCUCAAGCCGUACAUGGUGUACCUCGAGGGCGGUCCCGGCUUCGGGAACAGGGAGCCUCAGGACCAUCCCGUUACCCGCACCGCCCUGGCCAGGGGUUAUCAGAUGCUCUUCAUCGACCACCGUGGCGUUGGCAUGAGCACGCCCGUCUCUGCUGCCAUGCUCGCCAAAGUAGGCGACGUCGACGCUCAGGCGCGAUACCUCAGCCUCAUGCGCCAGGACAAUACGGUCCGCGACUGCGAGGCCGUCCGCAAGUGCCUCACUGAGGGCUGGCCCGAGGCCAAGGCCGCCUGGUCCACAUUUGGCCAGUCCUAUGGUGGCUUUGUCACUCUGUCAUACCUUUCCAUGCACCCCGAGGGCCUGCGCGAGGCCUUCCUGACCGGCGGCCUCGCCCCCGUUGGAAAGACGCCCGAGCAGGUAUAUGGCGCCACGUUUCGCAAGACGGCUGAGCGCAACGAGCAGUACUUCACCAAGUUUCCAGAGGACGUCGAGGUGCUUCGUCAGCUCGCUGCCUACAUCGAGGGCGAAGGCGGCAUUGCCCUUCCUUCCGGCGGCACACUGACAGUGCCCCGUCUGCUGACCAUCGGCAUCGCCUUUGGCGGCCAUGGCGGUUUCGACAACGUUCACAGCACUCUCAUGCACCUGAAGACGUCCCUAGACCAGUUCGGCUUCUUCACGCGGGCCGCGCUGCAACCCCUCGAGACCUUCACUCCUUUCGACACCAACAUCAUAUACGCGAUUCUUCACGAGGCCAUUUACUGCGACGGCAUUCCCUCCGACUGGGCCGCCUACCGUGUCGGCAAGGCGCUCAAGGAGUUUUCGUGGCUCAACCCGGGCUACGUCUGCGCGACAUCUACGGAGCCACUGUUCUUCUCUGGUGAGAUGAUUUUCCCACUGCAUUUCGAGACCUAUCCAGAGCUACAGUCUCUGCGGGACGUGGCAGAGAAGCUUGCCAAGAGGACAGAUUGGCCGCACCUCUACGAUCAAGAGCGUCUGCGCAAUAACAAGGUCCCGGUGUACGCAGCGUCGUAUGUGGAGGACAUGUACGUGGAGUGCAACCUCGCCAGGGACACUGCCAGGUUGGUCAGGGGCACCAAGGUGUUUGAGACCAAUGUCGUAUAUCACAACGGUGUGCGAGCCAAGUCCGAUGAGAUUCUUCAGCAACUCUUUAGCUUGAGGGACGAUGUCCUGGAUUAG
Molecule: messenger RNA, 1422 nt
Organism: Purpureocillium lilacinum
Lineage: Eukaryota; Fungi; Ascomycota; Sordariomycetes; Hypocreales; Ophiocordycipitaceae
Biological process (GO): proteolysis
Molecular function (GO): peptidase activity
Source: RefSeq, a predicted model, not a curated record